ACGAUCACGGUCGCACAGUCAACGUUCCGCAACCGCUUUCAAGUGAGCUUCGCUCAGUGAUGAGUGACUAACGCUUGGCAUGAGUGCCAUGGGAGAUCGCCGCCGGGUGGUCCUGCUGUUCGUGCUGGUGGCAUUGCUAGCCUUACUGCAGGACACCGCGGCACUCAAAUGCCGCACCGAAGAUGGACCGUCCAGCGACGAGGUGCGGAAGGUGAUCCGGGUGUGCAUGAAACAGAUUACGACCGAAGCGGAGAACAAGAGCAGCGACGAGUACGAGGAUUACGACUCAUCGUACUCGGAUACGGAGAGUGAUGAGCAGGAUGGUAAAAACGGUGCCAAGCAGAGUGAGGGAUCGCAUCGGAAUGACGCGAGGGGUAAGAACAGUGAUGGCGAUAGGAACGGAGGAUCGCGAUCUUCCGGAAAGAACGAUGAUCGUCGUAUGAGUGAGGGACGCAACCGGAAGAAGAGCAAUGAUCGAGACCAGGAUUGGGACUACAAUGGGCAUGGGCCGGGUAGAAGAGGUGGUGAUGGACGGAACCAGCAGAGCGGACGAUACAAACGGCAGUACUACAACGAUGGAUCUCAAGGUGGUUACGGUUACAGCUAUCAGCAAAACGAUCGCUACAACCGCGAUCGGGAGACCUUCAUGAACCCUGGCGCUAACAACAGCUCAACCAACUCCUCCGAAAACCCGGAACGUGAUCGAGCCUGCCUGAUGCAGUGUUUCUUCCAGGAGAUGAAAAUGACCAACAGCGAAGGAUUCCCGGACAAGCACAAGGUUCUCCACGUAGUCACCAAAGAUCUGCGAGACCACGAGCUGAAGGACUUUUACAUAGACUCUAUCCAGGAGUGCUUCCACAUGAUCGGCAUGGACAACAAACUCAAGGACAAGUGUGACUACUCGAUGAAGUUCGUCACGUGUCUCGCUGAAAGGGGUCAAGCCAACUGCAACGAUUGGGAAAACGAAGCGAUUAUGUUCUAGAAGUUAAGAUUUAACCCGCACACGCAAGCAAUACGCAAUGUCCCUCCACACUGCACCCACAAGACAAAUAAAAGAGCAACUUACCGAGUU
Molecule: messenger RNA, 1072 nt
Organism: Culex quinquefasciatus (southern house mosquito)
Lineage: Eukaryota; Metazoa; Arthropoda; Insecta; Diptera; Culicidae
Gene: Obp59a
Product: general odorant-binding protein 71
Exons: 1
Coding region: 80-982 (300 amino acids)
Molecular function (GO): odorant binding
Source: RefSeq, a predicted model, not a curated record